CCGUAACUGAAGCUUCAGGUGUAGUAACCUGUCAGCCUGACCCGGGUAGUCCAGCAGUAGCUCCAGCAGCUCCAGAGGCCCCAGCAGCUCCAGCAGCUCCAGAGGCUCCAGCAGCUCCAGCAGCUCCAGCAGCUCUUGAGACAAGAUGGCCGUAACAGAAGAGAUGUACAACCUGUUGGACUACUACAACGACUAUGACUACGACAAUUCCAGUUUUAGUCCCCCGUGUUCCUUCAAAAUGAACAACGGCGUGAGCCUCGUAGUCGGCCCGUAUGUUCACUCCAUCAUCUUCAUCCUAGGUUUUGUUGGGAAUAGCCUGGUCAUCGUCACCUACAUGUUCUACAAGAGGACCAAGUCCAUGACUGACAUCUACCUGCUCAACGUGGCCAUCGCUGACCUGCUGUUCGUGCUGUCGCUGCCGCUGCUCGUCUACAAUGACAUGUCAUCGUGGCCCAUGGGGUCAGUGGCGUGCAAGCUGCUGCGUGGUUCCUACAGUGUGAAUCUGUACAGUGGCAUGCUGCUGCUGGCCUGCAUCAGCACCGACCGCUACAUCGCCAUCGUGCAGGCCCGCCGCAGCUUCGGGCUGCGCUCACUGUCCUACAGCCGCAUCAUCUGUGUCGUCAUCUGGGCUUUCGCUUUGUUGGUGUCCGUGCCCACCUUCUAUUUCUACCAGAGGUACACGCCGGGGCACAUGAUGCUCAACGGCUCAAAUUUCACGGCUCAAAACCUGACGGGUCAGUGGGCCGUCUGUGAAUUCAAGAGUGAGAAUAAAGAGCUCGCCGUGGUGGCCAAGCUGGCCAUUCCCAGCAUCCAACUGGCGGUAGGCUUCUUCCUGCCGCUGCUCAUCAUGGUCUUCUGCUACACUGCCGUCAUCGUUACGCUGAUGAAGGCCAAGAACUUCCAGCGACACAAGGCGGUGCGGGUGGUGAUGGCAGUAGUGGUGGUGUUUGUGCUGUGCCACCUGCCCUACAACGUGGGUCUGCUCUACGAAACCGCCAUCAAGUUCCAAAUCGGUGAAUGCGACGAUGUGGACAUACUGCAGACAGCGCUGACCGUCAUGCAGUCCAUCGCAUACCUGCACUGCUGCCUCAACCCGGUGCUGUACGCCUUUGUGGGGGUCAGGUUCAGGAACCACUUCAGGAGGAUCUUCCAGGACCUGUGGUGUCUGGGGAAGAAGUAUAUCACUCCCCGCCGCUUCUCCAGAGUCACCUCUGAGAUGUAUGUUUCCUCAGUGCGCCGCUCGGUGGACGGAUCCAAUGACACCGGCUCUUCCUUCACCAUGUGAGGACCUGCAGAAGAGCAGAGCUUCAGGCCUGAAGGACUCUGGAGACUGGACUCGGGUCCAUGAAUCACCUCAUGUUUGAGAGCUUCUGAAACCACACAUGACCAACUUCAAGAGUGCCAGAAGAGACUGAAUGAGACCUCAGAAGUGAUUGUAUUUUUUACAUUUGUUUUGAUCAUUUAGUCAUGUACUGCCUUCCAUCUUUUUACGAUUGCAUCAUGUGAGAGCUGACAACAACUUAACAAUCCUGUUUUUGUUUUGUCAAACAUAAUAAAAAUCACAUGAUCAUAAUGUGACCGGGUGUCACUGGUUUGGGUCUCACCGGGCCAGGUCUGAGUGGUCCAGGUCUCCUUGGCCAUGCCUGUGGACGGGCUGCUUUCUUCAUCUCUGCAGAGUUCCGGGUCGAUUUUUGAGGAAAAAUACAAAUA
This is a messenger RNA of Cololabis saira (Pacific saury), 1710 nucleotides long. It is a transcript of the gene ccr6a, whose product is annotated as chemokine (C-C motif) receptor 6a. NCBI's taxonomy places the organism in Eukaryota, Metazoa, Chordata, Actinopteri, Beloniformes, Belonidae. The record is from RefSeq and is a predicted model, not a curated record. Gene Ontology annotation, molecular function: chemokine receptor activity. Gene Ontology annotation, biological process: G protein-coupled receptor signaling pathway; chemotaxis; immune response. The transcript is spliced from 2 exons. Gene Ontology annotation, cellular component: membrane. The coding region runs from base 146 to 1285 and encodes 379 amino acids.